Messenger RNA from Cryptomeria japonica (Japanese cedar), 2016 nucleotides. Its product is annotated as alpha pinene synthase, chloroplastic-like. The record is from RefSeq and is a predicted model, not a curated record. Lineage: Eukaryota; Viridiplantae; Streptophyta; Pinopsida; Cupressales; Cupressaceae. Gene Ontology annotation, biological process: diterpenoid biosynthetic process. The transcript is spliced from 10 exons. Gene Ontology annotation, molecular function: magnesium ion binding; terpene synthase activity. Bases 88 to 1896 code for a protein of 602 amino acids.
UUUUUCUCUAUAAAUUGGAAACAAACUAGCAUUCCUUGCAACAUUCAAUUCUCUCUGUAAAAAAGCAACAAACAAAUUUUGCUUGCAAUGGCUCUUAUCACCACUUUUUCCCCUAAUUUGGGCUUUUGCCUCAAAUCUCACCCUGCCAAGUCCCACAAUCUUCAAGUUUGCAGUAAAGCAGUGCCAUUAAUACCAAGGAAAAAGCUUAUAAAGCCUAUCGUAAAUCAGGCCUUAUCUAAAGUAGAAAUCCCAUUGCGGCGCACUGGUAAGCAUCAUCCCAACUUGUGGGGCGAUGAUUUUAUACAGUCUCUUCCGAAGCAUCCUUAUGAGGCUCCUCUCUACGCUGAGCGUUGUGGAGGUCUUAUUAGCGAGAUCAAAGACAUGUUCAGUGCAUCUGCAGAAAAUGUUUCCCCACUUCUUGGCCUCGUUGAUAAUAUUGAACGUCUUGGAAUAGAUCGACAUUUUCAAAAGGAAAUUAAAGAAGCCCUUGAUUUUAUUUACAGGCAUUGGGGUGAAUGCCAAAGAGAUCUCAACAUCACGGCCUUGGGCUUUCGGAUUCUUAGACUCCAUAGAUAUCCUGUUUCUCCAGGAAUGUUGGGAGCCUUUAGAACAGCAAAUGGGCAGUUCUUGUGCUCCACUGCGCAAACAGAGGAGGAUAAAAUUAAAGGUAUUCUAAAUCUGUUUCGGGCUUCACAUAUUGCUUUUCGUGGGGAGAAAAUUUUGGACGAGGCUAAGGAAUUCUCUACUACAUAUUUAAAUCAAGCUAUGGAGAAGAGUGGGAUCAGCUCAAACCUUUUACAAGAGAUAUCAUUCAAUCUGGAGUAUGGCUGGUACAACAAUCUGCCCAGAUUGGAAGCAAAGAAAUAUAUCCAGAUCUAUGGAGAAAACGAAUCGUGGGCCAGGAUGGCGGGCAAUGAGAAACUUUUACUUUUAGCUAAAAUGGACUUCAAUGCGAUUCAGUCACUGCAUCAACAAGAGCUUAAAACUUAUUCUAGAUGGUGGAGGGAGUCUGGUUUGUCUAAAUUGGAAUUCGCUCGCCAUCGUCAUGUAGAAUAUUUUUUUAUGGCAUGUGCUAUUUGUGAGGAUGAGAGGUAUGCUGCAUUUAGAUAUGGUGUAGCAAAGUUCUCUUCAAUUGCAACAUAUUUAGAUGAUAUAUACGACACAUAUGGAACAAUAGAUGAAUUGAAACUCCUCACAAAGGCUAUCAAGAAGUGGGAUCCGACAUCUAUAGACCAUCUUCCCGAAUAUAUGAAAGUUCUAUAUAUGGCAUUGUAUGAGACAAUCAAUGAAAUGGAUCGAGAAGCUGAAAAGAUUCAAGGACGAGAUACUCUCACCCCCUCUAGAGAUGUUUGGGAAGGUUAUGCAAAUGCCAUGAUGCAAGAAGCUGAGUGGCUUGCUACAAGUCACAUACCAACUUUGGCAGAACACAUUGAGAAUGGAACAGUUAGUUCAGGGACUCGUGCAACCACAUUGCAACCCGUGUUAACAAUAGAUGAGAUCCUUUCAGAAAAUAUUCUUCCAAAAAUUGAUUAUCCAUCAAGAUUCAUGGAUCUCUUGUGUAUGAGCCUUAGACUAAGAGGUGAUAUUAAAUCCUUUAAGGGUGAGAUAGCUCGAGGAGAAACAAAUUCAUCAGUAGCGUGUUACAUGAGAGAUAAUCCAGGAUCCAUUGAAGAAGAUGCAUUGGAUUACAUCAAGAAUUUAUUGGAUGAACGACUCAAAGAAUUAAAUUGGGAGUACUUGAAAAAUGAUGGCGUUCCAACAUGUAGCAAGGAUUAUGCUUAUGACAUCACAAGAGGUUACCUACAUUUCUACAAAGAGAGAGAUGGUUUUAGUAUUUCAAAUAAAGACAUACAAAACCAUGUAACUCAAAUCCUCAUUGAACCUAUAAACAUGUAACCUUUGAAUAUAUUUUAACAAUUUCUGCAUUGAUAUAAGUCACUUUAUCAUUGAGCUAAGAGACAUUUUAAAAUGUAAUAGAAUUUUCAUUUUAAUAAAUUAAUGAGAUUUUCUUUCUAA